GCCAGCGUCUUUUCUUUUUCUCUGUCUAUUCUAGCUAUUCUGAGCUGUCUAUCAGCAGAUCAAGUUUCUUCGGUGAGAGCAGAAAGAAUAAUGCGUACCCAUCGACAAAAUUAUUGCGCUGAUAAGACGUCGCCAAUUGCGAGACGUUGCGGUUAUCAGCGCAUGGCAGGCAGCCUCGACAACGUCGUUCUCUGAAAGGACUUCGGUGGAACACUACAGCGAGCAUCGAGGAGUUUGAAUCUUUCACUGUGGCCUCCCUGCUGUAUAAAGAGUACGACUUAGCACGUUUCAGCAUGCCGCACGGACUUAAGAGGAUUGCCUUCCACAUCAAGCUGGGUCACAGCAACCACAGUGGAAAUACAAGCUCGUUUCUCUCCCAUUCUCAAGUCUGUGAGAGGUACAGAGAAAAGGUACGCAGGUUUGCCCUUGAGAAUAAACGGCUGGCGAAGGCAUUAGCCGAUGCCAAGCAGAGGAUUAAGACAGAUGUGCACUGUAGAAGGCGUCAUCUGCAGGUAUCUACCCUCUACUUGCCACGGGUAAAGACCUGGCUGGAGCAAAAUGCCAUUCACAUAAGAGCGCUCGAAGCCAAUCAUAAUAAGGCCGUGAAGUUGAUGGGGGAGAUAUUAGAUCCCAACGCCGACUUGGCUCUUGUGGACGACGAGGGCUGCUCCCCUAAAUCACCUUCUCCAAAGCCCGUCCUUAAACCGCCAGGCACAAUAGCACGUCUAGUCUUCACAAUGCCAGCACUCCCAGAGACAGAGGAAGAGCAUGCAGAAUGCGAUAAGGACAAGGCGAGGACUGGCAGGACGAAGAGGGGAUCGAAGGGCAAAAGUAAAAGGAGAAGCUGCGAUGCUGCGGUGGCUAAAGUAGAUGUAAGAAAAGGAGUGGUCCAGCGAAGCCCUGAAUAUGGAAGCAAGGCCCCAGUAGCUCUACACUCGAACACAAGUCUUACAAUCAAACCUCACCAAGGUUCAGAGCUCAGAACUGAUCGUAACGAAGAAACAUCGGUGCCGCAGGACCCCAAUCCAAAGUCAGCUAUUAUUUCGAAAGAUCGAUGCAGCGCUAAAUCACUCCUUCGAGGCUUGCAAGAAAGAACUAGCGAGUAUAACGGACAAGCAACAGCAAACCAGGGCACCUCCUCUAUUACUGUUCCCUCUCAAUCUGGUAGGGAGCGUUCACAGCCCCCUUCAAAGGAGGAGGUCAGGAGUAGGUCGGCACACCUUGGAGCACCAUGCAAAAAAGAUACUAACCGUGGCUCGUACAAGUUGCAUGCUCCAAGUACAACUGCUUCAGCACAUAGUCCAGAAGCUCCCUGCAGCGACCACGAAAACACAACGAAAGAUGCUGCAGCAGGAACUGCGAGUUCGCGUAAGACCUCCGCAAUGUCUACAGACAAUAUCUUCACAAAAAUGAGUGUAAAUGAAGUUCACGCAAAUCCAAAUUGUGCCGUCAAAGAAGAAAGGGAUGAAGGCAAGAGAAGCGGAGGCGGAUCGCGAAACAAGAGGCCACUUUCCGAUAUCAAUGACAUCGGCCGGCCAGUACAAGCAACACCAUCACUUACCCAAGUUACCGUCACGGGAUAUAGACAGCUACCUGAUGCAGCUGCUGUUGUGCCUGACGCCUUGGCGAGCGUAAUAGGACAGAGUGCAGAGACGUUCCGGGAUCCCUUGUUGGAUGACGUGGUGACCUCCACCCGACCUCAAAGAAGCAGGCGAUCAACUGCGAGGAGAACCUCAUACCAGGAGCCCAGUUUGAAUACGAAACUUCGACGACCAUAGCGACUUCGAUUUGUCUAUUUUUGUAACUAUCUCAGUUAUUGUAGGACGUACUUAUAAUUAUGAGCAUCAUCGUUUUAGCAUAUAAUGUUUUAAUAUAUUGUAUACCACGAAAGUAUUGCUAUAAAUGAACGCAAGUAGUGU
Molecule: messenger RNA, 1919 nt
Organism: Ornithodoros turicata
Lineage: Eukaryota; Metazoa; Arthropoda; Arachnida; Ixodida; Argasidae
Exons: 13
Coding region: 294-1778 (494 amino acids)
Source: RefSeq, a predicted model, not a curated record